UCUCUCCAACCAUGAUCGCCAGACAGCAGUGCGUCCGAGGCGGGUCCCGGGGCUUCAGCGGUGCCUCUGCCAUCGUAGGCGGGGGCAAGAGGGCCGCCUUCAGCUCGGUCUCCGUGGCUGGGGGUGCAGGGCGCUGCUCCUCCUCUGGGGGCUUCGGCAGCAGGAGCCUCUACAAUCUCGGGGGCAACAAGAGCAUCUCCAUGAGUGUCGCUGGGUCCCGCCAGGGCGCUGGCUUCGGAGGUGCUGGCGGCUUUGGCGCUGGUGGCUUUGGCGCUGGCGGUGGCUUUGGCGCUGGUGGCUUUAGCAGUGGAUUCGGGGGCUCCUUCGGCGGCCGAGGUGGUUCUGGCUUCCCUGUGUGCCCCGCUGGGGGGAUCCAGGAGGUCACCAUCAACCAGAGCCUGCUAACCCCCCUGAAUGUGGAGAUCGACCCUGAGAUCCAGAGGGUCAGGACGGAGGAGCGCGAACAGAUCAAGACUCUCAACAACAAGUUUGCCUCCUUCAUCGACAAGGUGCGCUUCCUGGAGCAGCAGAACAAAGUCUUGGAGACCAAGUGGAACCUCCUGCAGCAGCAGACCACCACCACAUCCCCUAAGAACCUCGAGCCCUUCUUUGAGACCUACCUCAGUGCCCUCAGGAAGCAGCUGGACACCUUGGGCAAUGACAAGGGCCGCCUGCAGUCUGAACUGAAGGCCAUGCAGGACAGUGUGGAGGACUUCAAGACCAAGUAUGAGGAAGAGAUCAACAAGCGCACAACCGCUGAGAACGACUUUGUUGUCCUCAAGAAGGAUGUGGAUGCUGCCUACAUGGCCAAGGUGGAACUGGAGGCCAAGGUGGAUGCCCUCAAUGAUGAGAUCAACUUCCUGAGGGUCCUGUAUGAAGCGGAGCUGUCCCAGAUGCAGACGCACGUUUCUGACACAUCCGUGGUGCUCUCCAUGGACAACAACCGCAACCUGGACCUGGACAGCAUCAUCGCUGAGGUCCGUGCCCAGUAUGAGGAGAUCGCCCAGAAGAGCAAGGCUGAGGCCGAGGCGCUGUACCAGACAAAGGUCCAGCAGCUCCAGACUUCAGUUGACCAGUAUGGUGACAACUUGAAGAACACCAAGAGUGAGAUUGCAGAGCUCAACAGGAUGAUCCAGAGGCUGCGGGCCGAGAUUGAGAACGUCAAGAAGCAGUGCCAGACUCUGCAGGCAUCUGUGGCUGAUGCAGAGCAGCGAGGGGAGCUGGCCCUCACAGACGCCUACAACAAGCGCACGGAACUGGAGACUGCCCUGCAGAAGGCCAAGGAGGAGCUGGCCCGCAUGCUGCGUGAAUACCAGGAACUCAUGAGCGUGAAGUUGGCCCUGGAUAUUGAGAUUGCCACCUACCGCAAGCUACUGGAGGGCGAGGAGUGCAGAAUGUCUGGAGAAUACCAGAAUACCGUGAGCAUCUCCGUGGUUGGUGGUGGCGCCAGCUCUGGAGCCAUCAGCGGAGGAUUCGGCCUGGGCAGUGGCUUUGGUUCUGGCUUUGGGUUUGGCGUUGGAGGCGGCAUCAGUGGCGGCAUUGGCGGUGGUUCCAGCAGCAAGAUCAUCUCCACGACCACCCUGACCAAGAGAUCCCAGCGAUAGGGUUGAUGAGGGCCCUGCAGCCCCAGAGCCGGCCCCUGGGGUAUCGUGCUUCCUUCAUCUGGCCUCCCCCUGCCCCUUGGGGUCGGCAGGAGGCUCUCCAAUCCUCCCUGCCCAUCCUGGCUCUGUCUUCUCCACCACGAUCUUGACCUUUACUGCUGGACCAUGGACUCUGUCCCUCUUGGAGCCCUGCCCACCUGCAAUGUGCAGGGUGUCAGCUGACCUUUGACCUCCCGUGGAAGAUGAACAUCUUCAGAACUGUCAGGGUCCUGUAUGGCCUUUCCCACUACAAACGCCUGUCUCUCAUCUACAUCAGAGCCGAAUUCCUUCUCCAUCAUCUGGUGCAGCUGGCCCUGGGCCCGGGCAAGGUUGGGACCAGAACCACUUGGUGUCCCCACUCCUUCAGCUCUUCUCCUCUCUCCCUACAUCCAGGCAAAUCUGCAAUAAAAAGCUUUUGUCAUUCA
This is a messenger RNA of Ochotona curzoniae (black-lipped pika), 2065 nucleotides long. RefSeq names its product keratin 4 (gene KRT4). Gene Ontology annotation, biological process: intermediate filament organization; keratinization. Lineage: Eukaryota; Metazoa; Chordata; Mammalia; Lagomorpha; Ochotonidae. The record is from RefSeq and is a predicted model, not a curated record. The coding region runs from base 12 to 1604 and encodes 530 amino acids. Gene Ontology annotation, cellular component: keratin filament. The transcript is spliced from 9 exons. Gene Ontology annotation, molecular function: structural constituent of skin epidermis.